Humulus lupulus (European hop) is the source of this 1191-nucleotide messenger RNA. Its product is annotated as auxin response factor 16-like. Bases 1 to 1191 code for a protein of 396 amino acids. NCBI's taxonomy places the organism in Eukaryota, Viridiplantae, Streptophyta, Magnoliopsida, Rosales, Cannabaceae. The record is from RefSeq and is a predicted model, not a curated record. Gene Ontology annotation, molecular function: DNA binding. The transcript is spliced from 2 exons. Gene Ontology annotation, biological process: regulation of DNA-templated transcription; response to hormone. Gene Ontology annotation, cellular component: nucleus.
AUGAACGAACCUGGUGAAGCAGGAGAGAGGAGGAACGUGGUAGAUCCCCUGCUAUGGCACGCCUGUGCCGGACGACUGGUUCACGUUCCUCCGGUCAAUGCGAAUGUGUUUUACUUCCCUCAGGGCCACGUCGAGCUUGCCGGAGCCAACGCCGAUUACUUAGCCGCAUAUAGAGUUCCGCCGAACAUUCACUGCCGAGUCACGGCCGUGGAGUUCAACGUGGAAUUAGAUAGCGAUGAGGUUUUCACCAGGAUUAGUCUCGUCCCGUUGCCGAUUGAAGCCUAUAUCGAGGCCAUCAACCGCGACUGGGUCGACGACGUUCUGGGCGGGAUUGUGAACUUAGAGAGACCGCAGUUUUUUUCUAUGGUGCUUACACAAUCCGACGCUCACAAUGGCGGUGGUUUCUCAGUUCCGAAGAAACUGGCGGAGACUAUUUUUCCGGCAUUAGAUUACAAUGAUGAUCCGCCGGUUCAGACUCUUCGAGCCAGGGAUGUUCAGGGCAGGAUUUGGAGGUUUCGGCAUGUGUAUAGGGGGAGGCCUCUUCGGCAUUUGUUGACUACAGGUUGGAGUAAAUUCGUUAACGCCAAGAAACUGGUAGCCGGAGACUCGAUCGUGUUCUCGAAGGCUGAGAAUGGCGAGGUCUCUGUCGGAAUCAGGCGAGUGAAGAGGGAAAGUAGGGUAGGAAGAAAGAGGGCUGAGAGUGCUAUUGAAGCUGUAAAUAAUGGUACCACAGAGUUCUGCGUUGAGGCCACGGCGGUGUAUGCGGCGGUGAUGAGGAAGAGUCAGUUGGGCCCUGGGGCAAGAUUUAAGAUGGCUUUCGAGAGUGAGGAUUCCUCUCGGGUGAGCUGGUUCAUGGGAUCCAUUAACUCUGAUGUAGAUGAUCAACCAAGCCGCUGGCUUGGUCCUCCGUGGCGCCUUCUACAGGUGACAUGGGAUGGAGGAGAUAUCAAAUUUGUGAGGUGCAUCAACCCAUGGUUGGUCCGAGUGGUGAGCACACAUACCAUCCAAAACAAUGACCGUGACCGUGACCGUGGCCGUGGCCGUGACCGUGACCGUGACCGUGACCGUGACCGUGACGGCACACAUGCAGCCAAGCAAUUGGAGAAGUCCACCAAUACUGAAAACAACAACAACCAGAUACUUCACUUAUUUGGUGUACGCAUAGACACUGGACAAAAGAGCUGUCUCUAA